CUGGUUUUUAUGCAGUUCCGUUUCGGUUACCAAUCACGCCAGACUGUUCUUUUUAUUUAAAAAUAUCAUUUUUGAAAUAGAAUAAAAUAAUUUUCUGACUGGACUGAAAUGUCCAGAAGUGGCCAAAGUAGUUCGACGUACACGAGAAAGUUGUACUUUGAUCCUAAAGCGGACGAGCCGAAGGGAGACGGCUAUUGGAUAACAGAUGAAGAACUACGUGACAAACUUUCGAAUCUGGUGGACGUGUCCGAGAACAUUGACGAAGUGAGGUAUUACAGCAACCCGAUUUACCCGUGGCAGGUGUCCAACAAUCACCUCCAUCAUGCUUUCAUCGUAUUCCAAACGAAGAAAUGGUGGUGGUCCAUCGAGAAAAACAAUGAAGGCGUCACAAUCCAGCGCUCCAAAAAUCAGGAAAGUGUUUGUGAUAUGUACAGGAGGGUGAACCGUACAACCGGGAUAACUUCCUCGACAAACAUCACAUUGGUGAAUAAAUCCAGUGGAUGCACGAAAUUAAACGAGCUCAUCAAUUACCUCUGGAGGAAAGAUUACUUGAAUCAAGAAUACGGCGUUCUUUCCUACAACUGUCAACACUUUGCUGAUUUAAUUUUCAAGCGGAUAGCGGAGUCAAAAACUUUACAAGAGCUGGAUGUUUAUUUUGAUUCGGCAGCUGAUCAACCGUCGGGAACAAGUGGGAUGGGAUUCAUCACUGUCGACGAACUUCUCAGCCGUGUUCAUGAUUUGAGCUCUUCUGAUGAGAUUCUAGUUAAAAUUGAAAUUUACAAGGCACCGAUUAACUCGUGGCAGGUCAUGGAUGCAUUAAUGUAUCACCUUUUCGUGAUUUUCCAAACGAAUGAGGACACAUACUGGUCCAUCGAGCGAUGGCCGACUCGUUUCACGAUGCAGCGAGCUAAAAAUAAAGGCAUUCUAUUGACCGAGUGUGAACGAAACCCUCGGCCAGCAAACUGGUUCACUCCGGUCAAGGUUUAUCAAUCAGCAAAUGCAAAAAGGAUGCCCUUGAGUGCAGUCAUGGACUUUAUUUGGAAGAAGGACAAAUUAAACGAGUCAUAUGACUCCUUAAGUAAUAACAGCAAACAUUUUGCCAGAAGUGUUUAUAAUCAGUUUCAAGACGGUUGCCAAGUUAAGUGAAACAUAUACAUUUGUUAUUUAACCGUAUAAGUGCAACCAUGUAUAGAGCGUAUAAGAAUGUUGAAAAAAAUAAACUAAGUAACCCCAGCGCUCGUAAUGAUUCAACAUUAUUGGAAUCCUAAAUUGAAUUUACAAAUAUUUAACAAACGAUCCACGAUUCUAGUAGACCGAAAUCCCGGAGCGGCUUUCCAGAUCUAAAUCCGGAGACGCACUUAAAAAUAUAUAAAAAAUAUAGUCAUGUUCGUCUCUGCACGCCCAAUUUACCUGCGUUUGCAGAAAGACGAAAUUCCCGCCCGUUUACGAGAUAUUAAGCGUUAAAGUUUUUUUUUUUGAAUUUUGUCAGAAAGUGGGGGGACUUUUACAUCGCUUUUCGGAAAAGCGGGGGAGCUAGAGUAAAAACUAAUUUUAUAGAAAGGUUUAUUGCUAUGUCAACCACCAAAAUCCAAAAGGAAUUUCCUUUCCGGAUUUUAUUGGGUGAGAUAUGACUAAUUUUCUGAGAGGCUCAUUUUUCCCUUUUCCCUCUCUGUCUGGCAGCCAUUUUUUUGUACUCUCCGCCGCGCUCCUUGCGGAAGCAAGCAGAAGGUUUUAUCUGUUGGCCUUCAUUUUAGACCCAUGAAAGCUAUAUCGGCCUUCAUAUUUAGUGGAACCAAGCUGGCUUCCGCAAGGGGCGCGGAGGAGAGUACAAUAAAAAUGGCUGCCAGAUAGAGAGGGAAAAGGGAAAAAUGAGCCUCUCAGAAAAUUUGGGGAAAUUUUUUCUGGUGAUCCAACACACUACUCUUUUUACCUGGAGAGAAAUCAUCAAUCAUAUCGGUAGCAGAGCUUUCUGCAACCAUACUUAAAGAGAACAAAAUUCCUAAUGUUCAAUUCGCCCCAGUCUUCAGAAAACAUCCAGCAUUAUUAUGACCUCAGCUUGCGCUUACCCAGGGAAUGCAAGACAACAACCAAGACAUCAUAAUUCCUUCGAACACCAAAAGAAACAAUCUGCUUGGAAUGACAACGAACUGGGUGAAAAGAUCCAAGUUCAGUUAUGCUGUGACAGACUUUACUGUGAGUGAAGAAAAAAAAAAAUUCCGUGCCAUCACAAAGAUCAUGUAAAGGCAGUUGACCAAGAUUGUAUUGAGCAACGACGGAUAUUGGAAGAUUUCAAAUUUUACAAGACAGGUCAUGGAUUUCCAUAAAGAGCUGAAGCCUGUUGCAGAAAAAACACGAGAAAACAUUUCCAACGCAGUAGCUAUAGUCAGCAGCAGCAGUGAUGAGGACAAUGACCGAGGCAAUGACAUAGUCAAAAGCGAUGGAAACCAGGAUGGGAACAUUUCAAAUAGUGAUGCUGAGGACUGCUUCUCACCAGGAAACCACAGCACUGGCUCACGAAGCUCGAAGUACUUGCAGCACCAAUAAUUCGUUCAUCAUCCCCAGCACUUCAACCCUCGAUAAGACCACUACUGGGAAGACUGGAAGCGAGGCAAGAAGUAAGGACUCGACUGGAAGUAAGUCAAACAAAACUACUCCCCGAGCUGUCAAACGAACUGCUACACCAGAAAAGGCUAUGGAGACCAGCAACAUCAUGUCGUCGAACACUGCUGCCACAUCAACCUCAGCUAUUCCUCCAGAAAAGAAAAAAAACUCGUAAACAGGCUAAACAACUCGCUAAACAGCCAAAGAAAUCGAACACAGUUGCUGCCGAUCCUUCGGCAGGGUUUUCGACUGAGUUGGAUUUUUAAACACCGAUGUUUCUAUGCCGUCUAGAAGCAUCGGUGUAACAAACUGGAACUCAAGAAACAAAAGACGGCAGAUAGCAUUACAAAAAGCAGCCUGUGUUAGUAAACCACUCAAAAUAACGGAAUUCUACUACCCUAUUUUUCAGAAAAUAAGUGAAUUGGCUGAGACUCAUUUUGACCUUAAAGAAUCUCUAAGGAUGAUGACACAAAAUUACCAAAAACUGAAAGAAAAGGACAGCAAACGUGAUGAGACCAUUCUUUCCAGUGGAACUGUUCUUACAAGAAUGAUCAACGAGUGCCUUCAACAAGAAAGUGCGUCGUCCAGAGGCCGGAGAUAUAAAGAUGAAGUGUUGCUGAAGAACCGGAAAAAAAUUGUGGAUUUUAGGUGGUAGGAAGAUGUACGAAAUCAUAUACGCCAAUUUCCGUGGCAUUUUACCAUGUCCAAGGACAAUUCAAGUGAAACUAUUGGAAUACGACAACAGUGUAGCCGAAGGAAAGGUAAAUGGCGAAGGAUUAAGAGAUUACCUUGUUGCCGAAAACCUACCCUUUGUUGUUAUUGCUAUUUCUGAAGAUGCAACAGCUUUAAAAGGAUGUCGGAAAUAUUCAGCAAAACGGAACUCUGUCAUCGGAAAUAGCCUCCCUCUUGGUUCAACCGGCCUUCCAAAUGCUGAAGACGCUGUUGUGAACAGCGCAAUUGAAAUCAUAAAAAUUAUUUCCCAACUGAGGGCUACUGUUGUUUUCAUCGUAAUGGCUUAACCAUUGGCAGACUCCUUUCCGCCUAUGAGAAUAUGCACUUUUGGGAGUGAUAACAGGUUUACCUACAACGACGUCCGUAAUCGACUUCACACCAUACAAUUGGAACUGAAGCAGUUUGGUAUUGAAAUCCUAACAUAUGGUGCAGACGGUGACUCGAGAGAAUUGAAGAUGAUGCGCGAACACUUAAAGCUAGGAUUGGUCCCCAAAACAAGUAAUGUACUAAUUUUAAAGAUACCACGUAUGUAUAUUUAUGUCCAUUUGUUUCUCUGUUGCGAUAUUCAGCAGAGGAUCUAAAUGGUUUGCAGCAGAACAUUACAAAGUACGAUCCCUGUUCAGGAUGUUGUCCAUGAAGGAGUGAAAUUACGCACAAGGUUCCUUAAAAUCACCAAAAAUGCCAAAUUGAUAAUUCCCAUUGGUUCAAACCUUGUGAGUCCCAAUCACAUCUCCCUUUUACUAGAAAUCGUGUCUAAAGAGAAGCACGGUCUCCACAAAUCUGUUAUGAAUCUUGAAGACAAGAUGAAUUACGACGCCGUCGUUCGUCUUUGCAGUUCAACAGUACAAAAUUUAUUGAAGAAAGCACGCCCAGGAUUCGAACGCUACUUGUUUUACCUGAAAGUCAUCCAGUUCAUCUUAUCUUCCUACACUGAAAAAGAUUUGUCACCAAGGGAAAGAAUCUACCGCAUCUGCUAUGCGGUACUAGCCUUUCGAUAUUGGCGUUUUUGGCUCAAGUGUCCACUGAUGACGUCUUUUAUUUCCCUCAAUUCAUAUAUGUGUGCAGAAAUUCUUGCACAAUCUCUGAUUCCAAUCGUAGUAAAACUUAAGGCUGAAAAUAAGCCAGAGUUACUUACCACAUGGCUCAUGAACAGUCAGAAUUGUGAAAUGUAUUUCAAGGCUCUGAGAUCGUAUACACGUGUCGGAUCUAC
Molecule: messenger RNA, 4543 nt
Organism: Daphnia pulex (common water flea)
Lineage: Eukaryota; Metazoa; Arthropoda; Branchiopoda; Diplostraca; Daphniidae
Exons: 4
Coding region: 109-1146 (345 amino acids)
Source: RefSeq, a predicted model, not a curated record